This is a messenger RNA of Acanthosepion pharaonis, 885 nucleotides long. Lineage: Eukaryota; Metazoa; Mollusca; Cephalopoda; Sepiida; Sepiidae. The record is from the annotation of a GenBank genome assembly.
AUGCAUUUUUACUUUUUUCAUAUCUUGACUUCCCUAUCACUUUCUCCUCUACUCAUCAUCGUUUUAUCUAUCUAUCUAUCUAUCUAUCUAUCUAUCUAUCUAUCUAUCUAUCACAAUAUCUAUCUCCAUUUAUUCUUUCUCUUUCUCUCGUUCGUUCUUUCUUUCUUUCUUUCUUUCUUUCUUUCUUUCUUUCUUUCUUUUUCUUUUUUUCUUUCUUUCUUUUUUUUUUUUUCUUUCUCAUUUCUCUUUCUUUCUUUCGUUCUAUCUCUUUCUUUCGUUCUUUCUUUCUUUCUUUUCGUCUAUCUCAUUCUCUUCUCUCGUUCUUUCUUUUUUCUUUCUUUCUUUUCUUCUCUUUCUUCGUCUAUCUCAUUCUCUAUCUCGUUUUACUUUUUCUUUCUUUCUUUCUUUCUUUCUUUCUUCGUCUAUCUCAUUCUCUAUCUCAGGUUUCUAUCUUGUUAUUUUCUUUCUUUAUUCUUUCUGUCCUUUUUCCUUUCUUUCUUUAUUCACAUAUUUAUUGGUUUCUUUUGCGUUAUUUUCUUUCUUUUUUUCUUUCUUUCUUUCUUUCUGUCUUUCUUUCUCCGCAUAUUUAUAGGUUUCUAUAUUUUUAUCUUCUUUCUUUCUUCACAUAUUUAUAGAUUUCUGUCGCGUUAUUUUUUCUUCUUUCUUUCUUUCUUUUUUCUUUCUUCCUUUCUUCACAUAUUUAAGGUUUCUAUCUUGUUCUUUUCUUCUUUCUUUCUUUUUUCUUUAUUUCUCAUAUUUAUAGGCCUCUAUCGCGUUAUUUUCUUUCUUUCUUUCUUUCUUUCAUUCUUUCUUUCUCCACAUAUUUAUAAGCCUCUAUCUCGUUAUCUUCUUUCUUUCACCCUUUUGAGGACAAAUAUGACAUAA